Messenger RNA from Rhodotorula toruloides NP11, 1509 nucleotides. RefSeq names its product phosphate system cyclin PHO80. Bases 1 to 1509 code for a protein of 502 amino acids. Gene Ontology annotation, cellular component: cyclin-dependent protein kinase holoenzyme complex; nucleus. Gene Ontology annotation, molecular function: cyclin-dependent protein serine/threonine kinase regulator activity; protein kinase binding. The record is from RefSeq and is a predicted model, not a curated record. The transcript is spliced from 4 exons. Gene Ontology annotation, biological process: regulation of cyclin-dependent protein serine/threonine kinase activity. Lineage: Eukaryota; Fungi; Basidiomycota; Microbotryomycetes; Sporidiobolales; Sporidiobolaceae.
AUGGGCACGCGACCCGAUCCGACCAACGCCAACGCCGUCCCAGGACCCUCACGAGCACCUUCCGUCCCGUCCGCACUGUCCCAGCCCGCGUCGUCGACCACUUCGGCGCACCCCGACUCGCUUGCUGUGCCGGCGGCAGGGGCAGCACCGGGCGCUCCAGGUGCUCAGGCGGUCAGGAAGGAUCCUGUCAGGCGUGCAGAUGGUCCCAUCAUCGUCAAGACGGUGGUGGCGGGCGACGGCGUGCGCGAGGUGCCCUCUGCCUUCGAACAUUGCGAGGUCGAAGACUUGAUUACCCUCAUCGCAUCGAUGCUCGACCGCCUGAUCGAACACAACGACCGCAUCCCGCUCACGCCCAACUCGCUCACCCGUUUCCACUCCCGAGCGCCGCCCAACAUCUCCGUCCGCGACUACCUCUUCCGAAUAGCCAAAUACACCAACGUCGAGCCCUGCUGCCUCCUUAUCCUCCUCCCUUACGUCGACAAAGUCUGCACACGCAUGUCGACCUUCACCAUCUCUUCACUCACCGUCCAUCGAUUCAUCAUCGCUGCCAUCAGCGUCGGAAGCAAAGCGCUCAGCGAUGCCUUCUGCACAAACGGGCGAUAUGCACGGGUUGGUGGUGUAAGCAUAGUUGAGAUGAACCUGUUGGAGAAGGAGUUCUGCGAAGCGCUGGAUUGGCGGUUGACGACUUCCGGUCAAGUUCUCGCGCACUACUACACCUCCCUCGUCCGCUCACAUCCUUCUUAUCGCCUAUCAACCGCUCCUCUACCUUCGCCUCCUCCCCUACCGCCGAUUGUAAUUCCCCCUCCUCUCGACACCUCGCCCGCCUUCUCGCCUGUCACGCCCUCCAACCUCCCUCACUCGCUCCCAGGAGGAACUCCCAUGGACGUCGACGCGACGUCUGCGCCAGGAACGGGCGGAUCCUCCUUCCACGACGAUGCGGCCGAGAACCGUUCGCCAUCUCCACCUUCUCCUUCACCAGGCCGAUCCGACGCCUCCUCCUCCGUCUCCCCAUCCACCGGCUCCUCCAUCUCCCGCUCAACUUCCUACUCUAUCGCCUCAUCGCCCCAGCGUGGCCGAACACGAGGACGCGAACGACCUCCAUCUUCCUUCACGCUCGUCGACCCGACCGUCCCGCUUCCUCAAUCGCCCGACAACGAGCCAAUGGCUCCACCACCUCUCGUCCCACCAGAUUUGAAGCGCGCCUCCGCUUCCGCAUCUCAUCUCCCCAGUCCCGCGCGUCCACCGCACCCCCCUCCACCGCCCGAAGGCGGUCCAGGCGUCUUCUUCCCUUCCACAAACCCCUCGUCCCUCUCCGUCUCACACUCUCAUCUAUACGCACAGAACGGCGGCAAUCUUUCGCCUGCGAAGCGUGGUCGAGGGAGAUCUGGAUCGGGCGAGUCGGAGCGGAAGGGAGAGCCGGCUAGAGGAGGGCUGAAGAGUCCGCGGCUGAGCAAUGGGGCUGAUGCGGCGACGGUGAAUGGGACGCUGUGGGGCGGGACGUGCGAGUGA